This is a messenger RNA of Mangifera indica (mango), 2073 nucleotides long. Its product is annotated as mediator of RNA polymerase II transcription subunit 8. The record is from RefSeq and is a predicted model, not a curated record. The transcript has 13 exons. NCBI's taxonomy places the organism in Eukaryota, Viridiplantae, Streptophyta, Magnoliopsida, Sapindales, Anacardiaceae. Bases 262 to 1923 code for a protein of 553 amino acids. Gene Ontology annotation, cellular component: mediator complex.
GAUUACAAAUAUUGGAACCAUUUUAAUUGAUUUCCAUUAUUAUUUUCCCGUAUAAAUUCAUUAACUCAAAAGUGAAAAUAGAAAAUUAUAUUACUCAACAACAGAGCAGAAUCAAAACAAGUCCGAGUCGUGCAGCGCCAAAAUCUCUCAAUAAGGCAUUUCGGAUUUCUUAGUCUGCCGGAUUGAAUUGUGAAGUCGCUCCCACUAGCAUUUUCCAAGACCUUAAACCACAAUUUCAAUUAUCUUGCCAUAUCUGAGGCAAUGGCUGCAAUGGAGGGAGUGGUGACGCAAGAUCAAUCCCAGCAACAGGUGCCGGCACAACCAGUAGUAGUGGAGAGGCUGAAUCAGGCAGUGGUCAUGCAGCUGAAUCUUGAAGCUGUUAAAACUCGAGCCAUUAGUCUAUUCAAGGCCAUAUCUCGUAUCCUUGAAGACUUUGACGCAUAUUCUCGGACCAACACCACUCCUAAAUGGCAAGAUAUUUUGGGGCAAUAUUCUAUGGUGAACCUUGAGCUUUUCAACAUUGUGGAUGAGAUAAAGAAGGUUUCCAAGGCUUUUGUAGUCCAUCCAAAAAAUGUUAAUGCAGAGAAUGCUACAAUAUUACCUGUUAUGUUGUCAUCGAAGCUACUGCCAGAGAUGGAGAUGGAUGAUAACUCCAAGAGAGAGCAGCUGCUUCUUGGGCUGCAAAACCUGCCAGUACCUUCUCAGAUUGAGAAAUUGAAGACUAGGAUUGACAUGAUUGGGGCGGCCUGUGAAAGUGCUGAAAAGGUACUUGCUGAUACACGUAAAGCUUAUUCUUUGGGUACUCGUCAAGGGCCUCAAAAUAUUCCAACAUUGGACAAGAGCCAGGCUGCAAAAAUUCAAGAACAAGAGAACUCACUACGGGCUGCUGUGAAUAAUGGUGAAGGUCUAUGGGUGCCUGGAGACCAGAGGCAGAUGACACCUGCCCUUCCAAUGCAUCUGGUUGAUUUGUUGACCACAAGUGAUGGAGUGCACAAUAUUUCUGAUACAUCUGGUGUGUACAUGAAGGGCACUCCACCUUUGUCUUCAAACAACAUCAUUAGUCAGGGAAAUUUGUUACAGGCUUCUGGAGCACAACUCAUGGGUAGACCUGCUGCAUCACCAUCUGGUCCUACCAGUGCUACUUCAUUUGAUAACACCACUGCAUCUCCACUGCAAUAUGCAAACUCGCCUAGGUCUGGCCCAAACAUGAUGAAUACACCAUCCCCUCAGCAACAAACCCAGCAGCAACAGCAACAGCAGCAGCAGCAAAGGCAGAAACUGAUGCAGUUGCCCCCACACCAACAACAACUUAUUGCUCAGCAACCAUUCAGGCAAUCUUCAAUGCAACUGGGACAGUUGACACAGCUACAUGAUUUGCAAGGCCAGUCACAACAAAAGUUUCAACAGUUACAUGGCCAACAUCAGAUGCAAUUUUCUCAGCCAAUGGGACACCAACAGUUUCAAGGCAGGCAGCUGCCAUCUGGACACGUUCAGCACGGGAUUGGUCAGAGCCAACUUGGCCAAGGAAAUCAGUUGAAUCGACAUUUAAGCCAGUUUUCUGGUCCUGCUAAUAGUGCAUUGUUUAAUGCUGCUCAGGGGUCACCAAAUACUCAGAUGAUACCCAAUAUGUCAGCCACCAUGCCUUCCCAAUCGCAUCUUUCACGGAUUCAGUAUGGAUUAGCUGGUAACAAUCCCCAAAGAAGUCAUGCUCCCCAAAUGUUGAAUGAUCAGAUGUUUAAUAUGGGACCGACCAACCCGGGUGGUAUGAUGCCUAUGCAGCAGCAGCAGCAACAGCAGCAACAAGGUGCAUUUGGGAAUAUGGCUCCAAACGCUCAGAAUAUGCAGUCAAACAUGGUAGCACUUCAGAAUGCCCAACAAAACCAUCCCAACUUUACACAACAGAGACAGCAAAAUCAGCAGUAAGGUAGUUUUAUUUACUGGUAGUUUUGUGUUGUAUACAACCACCAUAGGUUGUUCCGCAAAUCAAAUCUUCAGGAAUUAUAUGGGGUUGUGACUUUCAUGUGCAUGUCAUUGAACUUUGCCAGAAUAUAGAAUAUUAGAAAAUUUUCAAGA